UUAAUAUUACAGAAGACUGUAGUGUAUACCAUACUGAUCAAUUCAAUCCUGUUUGAUUCCUUCUUCUCAUCAAAGCUAGCUACUAGAGGGUUUGGUUCGUUCUGGUUCCAGGCGAAAUGGAGUUCCAGUUCCUUCUUUCGCUUCUCGUUUGGCUCGUCAGUUUGGAGCUCCAGACCCAUUUGAGUCUAUUCAUGAAUCAAAGAAAAGGAUUUUCUUGGUUUUUGUGGUGUUUGAGAUCUUAAGAAUGAUUGCGAGAUCUGGAUUUUGGAUUACAGAAGAUAAUCUUUGUUGGAGGAAAAAGAUCCAAACCUUCAUACGUAAUAAACUCAAAACAGGAGAUGCGAUCUCUCCUGCAAUAUUGAAAGCAAUUGAAGCUUCUAACCUCUCUGUGAUCGUUUUCUCCAAAGAGUAUGCUUCUUCCAAAUGCUGCUUGGAAGAACUCCUAAAGAUACUUGAGUGCAGGAAAGAAAAAGGACAGAUUGUUAUACCAGUCUUCUAUCAUGUAGAUCCCUCUCAUGUUCGCAACCAAUCUGGCCGUUUUGGAGAUAUAUUUUCUGAAGCUGUAAAACGUUUCAGUGAGCAGGAGCAGAGCUGGAGAUCUGCUUUGAAAGAAGCAGCAAAUCUAUCUGGGUGGGACUCGUCCGUGGUUAGGCCUGAAUCCAUCCUCGUUGAUGAAAUUGUGAGUGAUAUUUUGAAGAAAUUGAAUCUUCUUUCAUCUAGUGUUCUAAAGGAAAGCUUGGUUGGGAUAUAUCCACGAGUCAGUAAAGUUAUUUCUUUAGUAUGCAUUCGAUCACCAGACUUUCGUAUGGUAGGAAUUUGGGGAAUGGGUGGCAUUGGUAAGACCACCAUUGCUGAGGCAGUAUUCAAUAAAAUUUCCAGUCAUUUUGAAAGUUGUUAUUUUCUGAAUAAACUCCGGGAAGCAGAGAAGAGAGGUGACCUCCCUCGUUUGAGAGACGAACUUCUUUCAAAUGUCUUAAACGAAGAGAAUUUACGUGUAUGCACUCCCACUAUAGGAAGUGCCUUUAUCAAGAGUAGGCUCCAGAGUAAAAGAGUACUGAUAGUUCUUGAUGAUGUGGAUGAUCUGGCACAACUAGAGUUUUUGUUUGGAGGGCUUGAUAAAUUUGGUCCCGGAAGCCGUGUAAUAGUGACUACUAGGGAUAAACAAGUACUAAAUUCUUAUGACAUUGGAGACAUAUAUGAUGUAGAGAAGUUGAAUGAUCAUGAUGCCUUCCAGCUUUUUUGUCAAUAUGCAUUUAAUCAAGAUAAUCCUUCUAAAUCUUAUAUUGAGCUUUCAAUGAAGGUUAUAGACUAUGCUCAUGGGAUUCCUCUGGCGCUCAAAGUCUUAGGCUCCUAUCUUCGUCAUAAAAGUGAACGACACUGGGAGAGUGCACUGAGGAAGAUGAAAUUAGUUCCUAACCUGAAAAUUCGGGAGGUGCUUAAAGUCAGUUAUGAUGCACUGGAUAAAGAAUCAAGCGAUGUAUUUCUUGAUAUUGCAUGUUUCUUUAAAGGGCAGCUUAGAGAUGAUGUUGAAAGAAUUCUAGGUGGCUGUUACGGUCAUUCUAUCUUGUCAGGAAUAGAUGUUCUCAUUGAUAAAUCUCUCAUAAGUGUUUCAAAUAAAAGGAUAGAAAUGCAUGAUUUGUUGCAAGAAAUGGGUUGGUCUAUUGUCCGCCAAGAAUCUGAGAUAGAGCCUGGAAAAAGAAGCCGGUUGUGGACUCCCGAGGACAUCUAUCAUGUAUUGACAAAAAAUACAGGGACUGAAACAAUAAGAGGCAUAUUCCUUGAUGAAUCAAAAGUAGAAGAGAUGAAGUUAAGCCCAAUGACUUUUUCAAAAAUGUACAAUCUUAAAUUCCUCAAGAUUUAUCAUAGAAGCUGCAAAAAAAACUCUAAAGUGUGCCUUCCACGUGGUCUUAAAUCGCUUCCUGUGGAGCUGAGGUAUCUGUACUGGAACGCAUUUCCAUUAAAAUCUCUGCCAUGUAAGUUUCGUCCAGAGUACCUUGUGGAACUUUAUCUACCUAAGAGCAAGAUUAAGCAACUUUGGUAUGGAGCCCAGGAACUUGUUAACUUAGAAAAGAUGAAUCUUGCUGGGUGCAAGAACUUGAUGGAAUUACCAGAUCUCUCAUUAGCCAGGAAUAUUAAGGAUAUGACUCUUAGGUACUGCAAAAGCCUAGUUGAAAUACCCUCAUCAAUUGGACAUCUCAACAAACUUACCCAUUUGGAUUUGAGUGGUUGUAUAAAGCUUAAGAGUCUACCAAGAAACAUCAACUUGAGAUCUCUUGAAUUCCUAAAUUUAUUUGGCUGUACUAAAAUGGCUACAUUUCCAGAGAUCUCAAGGAAUAUAAAAUAUUUAUACUUGAAUGGCACUGGAAUAAAAGAAGUGCCAUCAUCGAUUAAGCAUAUCUGUAGCCUUCUGGAAUUGAAUUUGUCAAACUGCAUGAGACUUGUGAAUAUUUCAAGCUCUAUUCAGGAUUUGAAUCAUCUCCAAAUCCUAAAUCUGAAUGGCUGCACAAAUAUCACAAUGCUUCCCGAAAUUUCAGAGAAAGUGGACGACUCAUAUUUGAAUAUGACAAGCGAAGAAGAUCCGGCUUCUAUUGGCUGUCUCCCUGCUCUUCGCGAGUUGUGGUUGCAUAAAUGCACAAGGCUUAAGAGUCUUGCACCUAACAUUUGGAAGUUGAAAUCUCUUAAAUCUCUUGAUGCUAGUGAAACUUCUAUAAAACAAUUACCUUCAACCUCGACAGAUUCAAACCACCUAACAUACUUAUGCAUUUCAGGAUCUGAAAGUCGAGAGCCAGUGCCUCUACACCUUACUUCUUUAAUAGAUUUCCAAUUUUUAAGCAGUCUAGAACUAAGCAGUUUACAUAUAAAGGAAAUCCCUGAAGACAUUGACUGCUUAUUGUCAUUAAAAUGUUUAGAUCUAAGCGGCAAUGACUUUAAGAGCUUACCUGGAACCAUCAAACAACUUUCUAUGUUGAGACAUCUUACAUUAAGCAACUGCAAUAAACUUCAAUCGCUACCAGAGCUUCCUCAAAGUAUAGCAUCUUUACAUGCACAUGAUUGCUCAUCACUAGAAAGAAUAUUAGGUGAGAAAAAAUUCCUUAGUGUUGGAGGUAAGGGGCAGUACAUAUUCAGUAAUUGCUUCAAAUUGGAUCAAAAUGAAUACAAGACCAUUCUGGCUAAUGUACAGUUUAGAAUUCAGCAUCUGAUGGAAUAUGGCGAAGAAAUUGAGUUUGGAACAUGUCAAUUUGUUAUCUGUUUACCGGGAAGUGAAAUUUCAGACUGGUUCAACCAUAAAAGCAACACAUCUUCAAUAACUAUCCAGCUAUCUCCCCAUUGGUUCAAGAGCAAGUUUCUUGGUUUUGCUCUCUGCAUUGUGGCUGAAUUUGAGGGCUACUUUGAUGGGUCCAAUUUAGUUAUUGUAGCUGAUUACCAUUUAGAAAAACAGAGAUGAUGAGUUCUGUGAUUUCCACUGGGGAUUAAAACCAUGGCCAAAAUUUAGGGAUCAACCUAAAUUUGUUGAGUCAGAGCAUAUGUUCCUUUUGUGUGAUGCAUCAAUUUAUACGGGGACCGCUGAAGAAGGUUUCAUCGAAGAAAGUUCUGAUGAGAACUAUAAAGAGGUUUCCUUUAAGUUCUCUAUUGUAGAGAAUGAAAUUAAAUCUUUAAGUUCUUCCAAGGUUAAAAGCUGUGGGGUCCGUCUACUGCAUGAUCCAGAAGAUUUUUGCAAACCACCAGCAUAGGAAAAUAAUGAACUUGAUAGUAAAUCUGAUAAUGCAUACUAUGGUAUGAUAACUCUGAAGACAAAGAACUAGACAGAGAGUUUGGAGAUGAACUAGAUACUGAGGAAGAUGAGGAAGCAGAUAUUGAAAAUGAAGAUGGGCUAUAUGAUGAAGAAGAAGAAAUACUAAACACCGAGAAGGCAGAUGAUGAAAUAUACGCUGGGGAGCAAGAACAAGUAGACUCGUUUGAGGAGGAAAAGUAUCCUGCUCCAAAGCGAUUGAAAAGAUCAAAUUCAUGGAGUUAGGCUAGCUGAAGCUAAAGAAACACUUGGUAUUCCUCGAUCAAUCUCAUCUCUUGUGGAUGAUUUACUUCAUGCUGAUAAGUGACUCCAUAAUCUUGUAAUCUGUUUUGUUGUGAUUACUUUCUCUGCCACACUUUUAAUGGAUUCCUACGUUAAAUUACAUAGAAGCUUUUUAGAUCACAUAUGCUCGUGUGCUUUGGAUUUAAAUUCCAAUUAUGAUCACAUCUUUGUAGUGAAACCUACUGAGUCUUCAGGUAUUCUUGCAUAAAUCUACAUGUCUGCUAUCUCCUGUUUCCAUAUAUUUCGGAUGAUCAUAUUUUGAUCUACAAAAGAGUUAAUGAUGACAAAAACCUGUGGCAUACAACAAAAUGCUGGCCAGAUUUCUUUAAGAAUGAAGGAAGGGAACUUUCAAGAAAUUACAGAAGACAUCUUGAUCUGAGAGGUGAUGAAAAUUUGCAAUAAUUUUCACGAGUCAUCUCCAUGCAGCUUGGCGCCGGACAAAUGCCAAAAACUUGGUAGACAAUUAUGGACUCAAGAGGGAGUGAAUGUAAUUUCAGUAGCAGGGUUUGAAGAAUCAAGGCUCUCAAUAAUCUUGUCAUUGAAAGGUUAUGGUCUUCAAUUGGUGCUUGGAUGAACUUGUUAGAUAUCCUUGAAUGCAAUUCUGAGAGAGAGGGAGAGAAAAAUGUUACCU
This is a messenger RNA of Carica papaya (papaya), 4703 nucleotides long. Its product is annotated as disease resistance-like protein DSC1. NCBI's taxonomy places the organism in Eukaryota, Viridiplantae, Streptophyta, Magnoliopsida, Brassicales, Caricaceae. Gene Ontology annotation, molecular function: protein binding; ADP binding. The record is from RefSeq and is a predicted model, not a curated record. Gene Ontology annotation, biological process: defense response; signal transduction.